This is a messenger RNA of Saccoglossus kowalevskii, 1008 nucleotides long. RefSeq names its product sialate:O-sulfotransferase 2-like. NCBI's taxonomy places the organism in Eukaryota, Metazoa, Hemichordata, Enteropneusta, Harrimaniidae. The record is from RefSeq and is a predicted model, not a curated record.
AUGAUACCCAAGAGCCGCCCAUGCAUCGGACUUAUUCCUUAUGAAAUGGAUGUGGAAAAAAUGUCUGCUGUCAAUGAGCUGGUUGAUAGAUACUUAAUCCGUGCACGAUACAUUCGAAACAUGGCAGAGAACUCGAUUAAUAAUAUUUGUAAUGGGCAUUUUGCUGUCAUGCACUGGAGGAAUAAAACAGGAGAAAGGGGUGCCAAAACAUGGGAUAGCAGGUUUCUUAUACAUGAUAUCUCUCGGCGUAUCAGCGUAAUCCGUUUAUUGGUAAAAAUGGAGGAAUGCGAUAUACAAUUAGCUCCAGAAAAUAGUCUACCGAUUGUGGCGUUGGCUAGUCGACCUGGUUGUGGCAACACAUGGACGAGACAUUUACUUGAAUUGGCCACUGGAAUAUACACUGGGAGUGUUUAUCGUAAUAUGAUGCUGUUCCGCAAUGGUUUUCGUGGCGAGACAGAAGACCUCAAAAACGGCAGAACUGUUGUUGUCAAGACACACAAGUAUGACAAAACGCAUAUAAAUUUGUUUGAGAAAGCCGUUGUAUUGUUUAGAAACCCAUACAGUUCUAUCCUAGCAGAGUUCAAUCGAGAAAAAGCGAAUGAGACAAGAAACGCACCAGUCGAAUCAUUUCUUGAAGAAGGCUGGUUGGUACACGUCAACACUCAAGUUCAAUGUUAUGAAAAAUUUGCAAUAAAUUGGUUAAAAAGCAAUGUGUCGAUACUGGUAGUCCAAUAUGAGGAUAUACAAACCCAUUUACUUCAUGAAGUGGACAGAAUGGUUACAUUUUUAAACGUUAGUUCAAGUCAUUUGAGAACUGAUUGCAUUCUAGCAGACACUACGGGUAAAUUCAAGCGUUCUAAAAAUGAUAAUUUAAUUCUGAAUAUAGAUCCAUUCACUAGUAAAAUGCACAAGGAUAUAGAUGAUCUGAUAAUAAAAACAAAUUCACUGCUCAGAAGAAAAGGCUUUCCACUAAUACACACAAAUGUUACUGCCUCGCUAAUAUUGUAA